Agrilus planipennis (emerald ash borer) is the source of this 2827-nucleotide messenger RNA. RefSeq lists its product as uncharacterized. The coding region runs from base 643 to 1962 and encodes 439 amino acids. NCBI's taxonomy places the organism in Eukaryota, Metazoa, Arthropoda, Insecta, Coleoptera, Buprestidae. The transcript has 2 exons. The record is from RefSeq and is a predicted model, not a curated record. Gene Ontology annotation, molecular function: protein-folding chaperone binding.
AAUUAAGAUUUGCUACGUCUGUGGAGAGUGAAUAAUACUUUUUUUGAAAGAAAAUUUCGUGGUAUUAAACGUACUUUGUAAAUUAUCAAUGCUUCUCUGUUAUAAGGCCAUUAAUUCAUUUUAAUUGGAUGCUAUAUCGCGUAAUGACACAUAUAUUAAACGGUUUAUCUCCUAAACUCAUUAUUUGAGACAAUAAAUAUUAAACAACCUCCUAAAUCUUUUGCUUUAACGAAUCCAAUUCUGUCGGUGUGUGCGUGAUAACUGUCGUAUUUGUUACCAAAGUGCCCCGUACAAAAUUAAAACGUGCAAAGCCAAUCACUUGAGGGAAUUGAUUCAUUCUUGACGUGGAAUCCUUAAAAAAUCCACAAUGGCUUUCAGAUAUAAGUAAAGCAGUUCCGGUUGAAUAGUUCAACUAAAUGUAGGACAAUAUCAUGUCACGUUACUUACUGUUACGUACUUAUCUACUUUUCACAUUUAGUUAAACGAAGAAGUAAAUUGUAUCCUUAGUUAAUUAAUAUGAAAUAAUAGAGUGACAGGGUUAUAGUGAGAGAACGAUAAAAAAUUUGAUGCAAGUGGAUCAAGUGAGAAACUAAUAAAGCAUUUUAUGGAUAUUGUCUUUUAUGUAGGAUUAGAUUUCCAAAAAUGGGCGGUAGCAAUUCCAAAUCAGAACUGUCUCGGCGAAAGUCGUUCAUUCGAAGAAGUAGUCAACGGACCCUUUUUCAAACAGCCAAACGACAUUUGGCCUCUAUAAGCCGAAGAAUAGACAAACUUCAAUCCACAGAAAAAGACGGUCAAUACACCGACUUAAGAUCUCAACUUGAAGAAGUGCAAAAGGAACUGGAUAGUGUUAGCGACAUUCUCAAGGACAAACAUAGAGAGAAGUAUGAAGAGUCUCAAAAGUAUUUGCGAGACACUUUUGAAAAAUUGGAAGCCAAACUGCGAGAAAACAUGGGCAUCACAGACAUUCCUGAAGAAAAUCCUUCACAAGAGGUUCGUAAUUCAAUACCAACGCCAACACAAGAGGCUCCCCCAACCGUUCCACCUAAACCUAAGGUCCAGUUGAGUCUUCUGAAAGUGCUUCCUACCCCGGAAAACUCAGAGACCAAGGGUAAUCCUCUAAGGACUCCAAAAACCCCGGAAAUGGAGAACGGUGAGUCGGAACUAGCCAAGACUCCAACGGAAGAAGACAUUAGAGCUUCCAGAGCUUCCAAAUAUUCCAAAUUUGGUAUCCAGGUCUUACCUCCAGUUUUACCGCAUACCAGACUCACAAUGUUACUAGAAACCAAAAGAAAUCAGUCGGAAGAUUCGGUGGAUACGACGUCUCCACCGGAAACUCCACAGUUCGAUUUAAAGAAGAGAGAAAAGUACAGACCAUCAGCUCCUGGUGUGCCUCAAACACCCUCCUUCGAUUCACAGCCACCAUCGCCAGCAUUCUUCAGAAAAUCUGAAAGUAAUCCAAACGCCACUUCUCCGGUAUUGAAACGAAUUUCGGGAAAACAUACGACAACGGAAGGAAGAGCUAUAUCGCCUCUUGUUAUCCCAAGAGACCCCGUAUUCCAAAAUGGCACAUCGGAACCACAAAAUAAUCAAAAUUUGAACGGUUACAAAAUAAUUAAGGACGCCCAAGAGUACACGGAACACUUGGAAAGACAAUUGAAACAGUUCAAAGGAAAUAAAGAUGACGAAACGUAUUUCUACCUGCAGGAAGGAUUUUUCCAGAACUUGAUGAAAUUGGAUACGAUAGAUCCGGCGGAUGAUGCUGUUUUAAGACAGGAAAAAAAGCUGAGUAUCAAAAAGGUUGAAGAACUGGUCAAGUUAUUGGAUAUGAAAGUGACGGCUUCGCUUAACAAUGAAGUUGCAGCGGAGUCUAGUGACGACGAUGUUUUUGACGAGUACGAGCCAAUUGAUAAAAAAAAUUCUUUAUGUUCCAAUGGGAAGACUGCAGUUAUUACGCAUUUGUAGUGUAUAAAAUAACAACAUCGUAUAUUUACUGAUUCGAUUUGUGAUCGACAUUAUUACCAUCCAUACGUUCUUAAAAGAAAAUACGAAGAACAGUAAAAAAAUUCAAUAUGACCUACAUAUAUUAAAUGCUAACAACAAAGCAAUGAAACUCCUAAUGGGUGAAGAAAAUUUUUAGGUGUCAAUCUACAUCUAUGUUUCGGCUUAAAUUUUUAUAUAUAAAGAGAUUCCCUAACUGAAAAACGGCUUUAAUGGUUUUGACAAGGGAGAUUCCUGGGUUUUCUGGGUGGGGAAUUCGAUUUCGGUGACGCCAUAGAAGGGAUAAAGAGAAUGCCAAAAAAAAUAAUAAUCCUCUUCUUUUAAUACUACUGAUGAUUCAUAAUAUUUGUUUUUAUCAAAUUCCUGACCAUAUAAAGAAAUAUGGCAACAAACUAUAAUCUUGACAACCAGUACUUCAAUGCGCUGUUGUCAUGUCUUCUCACAGUAUUUAGGCUUACAAAGACAGAUGGUUUAUACGAUAUUAAUACUGUUAAUUAAUUUUGUUCUAUGUGAUCGAUCGUACUGAAACUUUUUAAAAAAAUUUAAUUUAUAUUUUUUUACCUAUGAUAAUAUUUUUAUGGAUGCCAAGGUUAUCAAUGUUGAAAAUUUUACAUACUUUUGUAUUUACAAGAAAUUGCUUGGCUUGUUUAAUGUACGGCGUGGGUCGUAAGAGCGUCACUAAGUUAUGCUCGCUGAUUCGCUGCGCAGUAAGGUAGUACGCAUCCGAUUUGAAGGGGGCGGGGUUACCGUACUUUCCCCAAAGUACGACUUUUACUAAUUUUAAGGACGAGAACAUAACGUCCUUCGACUCAGAUGUCAAUUUCCACUC